AAGAGGAAGGAUAGCAGUGGGAGUGAUGAUAGAACUCGUAACCUACGUGAUAUAUUCAACACAUUCGAUAAAGAUAAGGAUGGUGUAAUCGACAGACAUGAACUGAAGCGUGGCUUCCAAGAUCAUGGAAUGGAGAUACAAGAGGAUCAAAUAAGCAAGAUGAUGGACAUUGCAGACUCAAACAAGAAUCAUAAGAUAGAGUGGGAGGAGUUCUAUGAUUUGUUGUCUGAUUCAAAAUCACAUGAUAUAGAGGACAUUGCAGAGUAUUGGUUACAGUACUCUUCAAAGCCAAUUGUACAUGCACCUACAGAGGCACCGAGCUGGAAGCUGUUGCUGGCCGGUGGUGUGGCCGGUGCCGUCUCACGAACUUGCACAUCGCCUCUGGAACGACUAAAGAUCCUGAACCAGGUGCAAUCGAUGCAGCUGGAAAAGGGUGGUCCACAAUACGCCGGUGUCAUCCGCUCGCUCAUCACAAUGUUCAAGACCGAAGGCUUCAUCGGUUUCUUCAAAGGCAAUGGUACCAACGUCAUCCGUAUCGUUCCAUACUCUGCCAUUCAGUUCCUAUCUUAUGAAAAGUACAAGAAGCUAUUCCUUGGACAGGGACAGUCACAUUUGACUACAGGCCAGAACUUGUUCGUUGGUGGAUCAGCUGGCGUCACAUCACUUCUAUUCACAUAUCCACUGGACUUGAUUCGUUCUCGAUUGACUGUACAGGUACACGAGCAGAGGUACAAUGGUAUCAGUGAUGCUUACAAAAAGAUCGUGGCUGAGGAAGGCUAUGCCGGCCUCUACAAAGGUCUAUUCACAUCGGCUCUUGGAGUGGCACCUUAUGUAGCAAUCAACUUCACGACAUAUGAGUCACUCAAGUUCUUUUUCAGCCAGGAUAGACACUUGACAAUACCAGAGAGUCUGGCAUUUGGAGCACUGUCUGGUGCCACCGCUCAGACAUUCACAUAUCCAAUCGAUCUGCUGCGACGUAGACUACAGGUGCAGGGCAUAGGCGGCAAGCCCAAGAUCUAUAAUGGACCGUACGAUGCAUUCAGAAAGGUGAUACAGGAGGAGGGCUUCAAGGGCCUGUACAAGGGCAUGAUACCAUGCUAUCUCAAGGUGGUGCCAGCGAUCAGCAUCAGUUUCUCUGUGUACGAAAUGAUGAAGAAACUACUCGACAUCAACACAUCAAAGAUAUCAAUUCAAACUUGA
Molecule: messenger RNA, 1200 nt
Organism: Acytostelium subglobosum LB1
Lineage: Eukaryota; Evosea; Eumycetozoa; Acytosteliales; Acytosteliaceae
Exons: 4
Biological process (GO): transmembrane transport
Molecular function (GO): calcium ion binding
Source: RefSeq, a predicted model, not a curated record